AUUGGCGUGCGGUGGUGGAAGACUGGAAUUGGAGGCCAAGCCAUUAAACUCCACAGCUUGCUUUUGCUUGACCACUUUCAAGCUGCACACCUUCACCUGCAGAGCGAAUCCCACUGUAGUCUCAGAGAUGGCGGAGGAGAAGGCGGCGGCGGCGGCGCUGGAGGAAGCGACUUCGGAGGCGGCUCCGCCGGUGCCAGAAACGGUGAAGGACGUCGAGGAGGAGAAGGCGGCCAUCGUGCCGGCGCCGGAGGAGAAGCCAGACGUCUCCAAGCCCCUCGCUGACGUUCUAAAGAUUGAGGAACCUUCAGCGGACUAUGGGUCAACUGACAGAGGUGCCACCCUUGCAAGGGUGCUGACGGAGAAGAGAUUGUCUUUGAUCAAGGCAUGGGAGGAAAAUGAGAAGGUCAAAACAGAAAAUAAGGCUGUCCAGAAGAUAGCAGAUAUUGUUGCCUGGGAGAACUCAAAGAAGGCAGGAGUAGAAGCUGCGCAUAAAAAGAAAGAGGAAGAACUGGAGAAAAAAAAGGCUCAAUAUGCAGAGAAAGUGAAAAACAAAAUUGCCUCGAUCCACAAAGAAGCAGAAGCGAAGAAGGCGAAUGUCGAGGUUAAGCGAGGCGAAGAAGUGCUAAAGACAGAGGAGACGGCAGGGAAGUAUCGCUCGGCCGGGUUCGCUCCGAAGAGGAUAUGGGGAUUUUUGGGGGGCUGAAACUUGACUGGUGCAGGAUAAACUCAACAUAUUACUCAAACUCUAAUUCUGCUUAGCAAUUCUCGUGCCUUUGUGUGUGGUGACAAUUCUUCAAUGCAGCUUCUAUUGGUUUAUUGUAUUGAUUGCUCGGAGAUUGGUUGGCUUUCUAGUGUGUGUGUGAUUUGUUAACUGUUGUAUAAUUGUGUAUGAUGUAGUUUACAUGAACAGAAGCUCCUUGUGCAAAAAGUUUACUCUUUUAUUUUUUGGGUUUAAAUGGAUUAUUGUGUAUUUAAUCUAACAAUGUAAGUUUCAGUUUAAGAUA
This is a messenger RNA of Zingiber officinale, 1004 nucleotides long. Its product is annotated as remorin-like. The record is from RefSeq and is a predicted model, not a curated record. The transcript is spliced from 5 exons. Lineage: Eukaryota; Viridiplantae; Streptophyta; Magnoliopsida; Zingiberales; Zingiberaceae. The coding region runs from base 128 to 703 and encodes 191 amino acids.